CCCGGGGCGCUCGCGGAGGGCUCGGCCGCCAGCGACCGAGCGGGGCCCGGCCCGAGCGGGGCCUGGGGGUGCGACGCCGAGGGCGGGGGAGCGCGCGCCGCUGCUCCGGACCGGGCCGCGCGCGCCGCCUCAGGAACCGUCACCAUUGCUGGGACCUGAUAAGGAACCCGUGCCAGUUCCCGGGGCACCUCUCCUCACGGCCUUGGCUAUAACCAGUCUCCGAACGUCUGAUGCCUGGGCCACACUUGACGUUGUGCAUUUUGGGGGAUGCUGGGAUCACCUGGCUUGAGCGGCCUCAUCUGUGUCACGCGGAACAGGUGUGACAGCUUCUCCGCGGCAGUCAUGGGGUCUGAGGAUCAUGGGGCCCAGAACCCGAGCUGUAAAAUCAUGACGUUUCGUCCAACCAUGGAGGAAUUUAAGGACUUCAACAAAUACGUGGCCUACAUCGAGUCCCAGGGAGCCCACCGGGCAGGCCUGGCCAAGAUCAUCCCCCCAAAGGAGUGGAAGCCCAGGCAGACGUACGAUGACAUCGAUGAUGUGGUCAUCCCAGCACCCAUCCAGCAGGUGGUCACGGGCCAGUCAGGCCUCUUCACACAGUACAACAUCCAGAAAAAGGCCAUGACCGUCGGGGAGUACCGCCGCCUGGCCAACAGCGAGAAGUACUGUACCCCGCGGCACCAGGACUUCGAUGACCUGGAGCGCAAGUACUGGAAGAACCUGACCUUCGUGUCCCCCAUCUACGGGGCAGACAUCAGCGGCUCUCUGUAUGACGACGACGUGGCCCAGUGGAACAUCGGGAGCCUGCGGACCAUCCUGGACAUGGUGGAGCGUGAGUGUGGCACCAUCAUCGAGGGCGUCAACACCCCCUACCUGUACUUCGGCAUGUGGAAGACCACCUUCGCCUGGCACACGGAGGACAUGGACCUGUACAGUAUCAACUACCUGCACUUCGGGGAGCCCAAGUCCUGGUACGCCAUCCCGCCGGAGCACGGCAAGCGCCUGGAGCGGCUGGCCAUCGGGUUCUUCCCCGGAAGCUCCCAGGGCUGUGAUGCUUUCCUGCGGCACAAGAUGACCCUCAUCUCACCCAUCAUCCUCAAGAAGUACGGCAUCCCGUUCAGCCGGAUCACACAGGAGGCCGGGGAGUUCAUGAUCACGUUUCCCUACGGCUACCAUGCCGGAUUCAAUCACGGCUUCAACUGUGCAGAAUCUACCAACUUUGCCACUCUGCGGUGGAUUGAUUAUGGCAAGGUGGCCACGCAGUGCACGUGCCGGAAGGACAUGGUCAAGAUCUCCAUGGAUGUGUUCGUGCGUAUCCUGCAGCCGGAACGCUACGAGCUGUGGAAGCAAGGCAAGGACCUGACCGUGCUCGACCACACCCGGCCCACGGCCCUGAGCAGCCCGGAGCUGAGCACCUGGAGCGCCUCCCGGGCCUCGCUCAAGGCCAAACUCCUGCGCAGACAAAUUAGUCUGAAAGAAAACAGACACUGGAGAAAGACUGAGGAGGACAGAAAGGCCAGUCUAGAAAGGAAGAAAGAGCAGCCCAGGAGGCCGGGGCCGCCGUCCCACCGGAAAAGGAGCCAGCCCAAGAAGCCCAAGCCGGAAGACCCCAAGUUGCCAGGGGAAGGGGCCACUGGGGCCACGCUCCUGGAGGAGCCUGGCGGCCUGAAGGAGGAGGCCUCGCAGGAGGCGGACCCCGAGGAGGAGGAGGAGGAGCCCCAACUGACACUGCCGCAGGGUCGGGAGGCUGAGGCCACGGAAGAAGAUGGGAGGGGCAAGCUGCGGCCGGCCAAGGCCAGGAGCGACAGGAGGAAGAAGAGCUAUGGUCCUCCGCACCCCCACCACCCCCUCUUGCCCCAGCUGCCGCCGCCCCCACCCACCCAGUUCCCCGCCGAGGAGGUGUCCCGGCCGCCGCCCCAGCUGGAGCCCCCGGUACUGGCCCCGGGCCCUGUGCCCGCUGAGGAGAACCCCCUGCCGCCACCUCUCAACGUCGUGCCCCCCGAGGCACCUGGCGAAGAGCCAGAGGUGAAGCCGCGCCCCAUCAUCCCCAUGCUGUAUGUGGUGCCGCGGCCCGGCACGGCGUGUGACAAGGGCCGCGUGUCCUGCCAGCAGGCCUUUGAGCACUUUGCCCAGAGGGGCCCCACCUGGAAGGAACAGGCAGCCCCCAUGGAGCUGACGGGUCCCGAGGAGGAGAGCGGAGCCGGCGAGGUACAGGCUCCGUCCACGUUUUCCAAACUGAAGAUGGAGAUCAAGAAGAGCCGCCGCCACCCCCUGGGCAAGCCGCCCGCCCGCUCCCCACUGACCGUGGUCAAGCAGGAGGCCUCGAGUGACGAGGAAGCCUUCCCUUUCUCCGGGGAGGAGGACAUGAGUGACCCCGAGGCCUUGAGGCCUUUGCUCUCCCUGCAGUGGAAGAACAAGGCUGCCAGUUUCCAGGCCGAGAGGAAGUUCAAUGCCGCGGCCGCGCUGACCGAGCCCUUCUGCGCCAUCUGCACCCUCUUCUACCCCUACAGCCAGUCCCUACAGACUGAGAAGGAGGCUCCCCAGGCCUCCCUCGGGGAGGGUCCCUCGGCUGCUCCGCCUUCCAAAAGCGGCCAGAAGACGCGGCCGCUGGUCCCCGAGAUGUGCUUUACGGCCAGCGGUGAGAACACGGAGCCCCUCCCCGCCAGCUCCUACAUCGGAGACGACGGGACCAGCCUGCUGAUCGCCUGCGCCAAGUGUUACCUGCAGGUCCACGCCAGCUGCUACGGCAUCCGCCCCGAGCUGGUGAACGAAGGCUGGACGUGUUCCCGGUGCACGGCCCACGCCUGGACUGCGGAGUGCUGUCUCUGCAACCUGCGGGGAGGAGCCCUGCAGAUGACGACCGACCGGAGGUGGAUCCAUGUGAUCUGUGCCAUUGCUGUCCCCGAAGCGCGCUUCCUGAACGUGAUGGAGCGCCACCCCGUGGACAUCAGUGCCAUCCCUGAGCAGCGGUGGAAGCUGAAGUGCGUGUACUGCCGGAAGCGGAUGAAGAAGGUGUCGGGUGCCUGCAUCCAGUGCUCGUGCGAGCACUGCUCCACCUCCUUCCACGUGACCUGUGCCCACGCCGCUGGGGUCCUCAUGGAGCCGGACGACUGGCCCUACGUCGUCUCUAUCACCUGCUUCAAGCACAAGUCAGGGGGCCACCCUGCCCAGUUCCUGAGGGCCGUGUCCUUGGGCCAGACGGUCAUCACCAAGAACCGCAACGGGCUCUACUACCGCUGCCGGGUCAUUGGCUCCAGCGCGCAGACCUUCUACGAGGUGAACUUCGACGACGGGUCCUACAGCGACAACCUGUACCCGGAGAGCAUUACUAGCAGGGACUGCGUCCGGCUGGGACCCCCGCCUGAGGGGGAGUUUGUGGAGCUGCGGUGGGCAGACGGCAACAUGUACAAGGCCAGGUUCAUUUCCUCUGUGACGAGCCACGUCUACCAGGUGGAGUUUGAGGACGGGUCCCAGCUGACGGUGAAGCGUGGGGACAUCUUCACCCUGGACGAGGAGCUCCCCAAGAGGGUCCGGUCGCGGCUGUCGCUCAGCACGGGGGCGCCGCAGGAGACCGCCUUCUCGGGGGAGGACGUGAAGGCCGCCAAGCGCCCGCGGGUGGGCACCCCGCGGGCCCCCGAGGACUCAGGGCGGAACCCGGACUACCUGGCGUUCAUGGAGAGCCUCCUGCAGGCGCAGUGUCGGCCCGGGGCCCCGUUCUAGGACAGCCAGCCGCCCGGCGACCCCUUGGCCCAGCAAGGCAGGCGGCGGCGGGCCCUGGCGUUUGCUUGCUGUGAAUUCCUGUCCUCGCCUCCCCCGGCCCCGAGAGGCUACCUCCGCGCGCGGCCGCCCCGCUCCACGGCGACAGGAGUGAGCAGGACGCCGGCGCGCGGCCCGGACUCAGGGAGCAGGGCCACGCGGGCUCUGGGGGGUCCGGCCGGGGACUCGCCACCCUCCCCCCACGACUCAGAUCCGUAAACCAUGUAAGCUCUUCUUCUCGAAAAGGUGCUACUGCAUUGCCUGCCUCCUGAGCAGCCUUUGAGAUUGUGACUUGUGUACAGACAUCACCUUUGUGAGGCUCUUUCUAGAAAUACCUAUUGUUUAAAAAAAAAAAACCUGAGAAAAAAAGGAAAACGAAGAAAAGGAAAAAAAUCCCCAACGUUGUUUUCUAGAUUUGUGGCUUUAACAAUGAAGCAAAACGAAACAAAAAUGUUCUUUUUCUCAGAACCAAGAUACACCGAGGGAGAUAAAAGCAUCUCGUUUUUUUUUUGUUUGUUUGUUUGUUUGUCAUUGUUUUAAAACCUCGCUUGUCUCCGCGAGCAGCAGGGAGGCCUGGGCAGGGCAACGGGGCGGCAUGGUCGCGGGCCUGGCCCUUGUCUCCCCAUGACUUGGCCAAGGUCUGGGCGGCUGGUACCGCCUCCUCGGCCCGCGCCACGGCUCCGUGCCAACAGGAGGAGGCCGGCCGCGCACUUUGGAGGCGACCGUCGUCAUGGGGGUCCAGGAGUCCCCCUCCGGUCCACGCACGCUGUCACAGAAUAAACACUCUCUCCUCUGGUUUGCUUCUUCCCCUGGUGAGAACCCACCGCAUGGCUGAGGCCUCCAGUGUUUGCAGAAGGGCUAGGUGCCCACAGAGUGUCCCCAGCACCGCCCGGGGGCCCUCCUGUUGCCCUCCUCCCGCCAGGUGGGUGGCUGGCUGCCUGUAGCCUGCUGGGGAGGGACGACGCAGGGCCAUGCAGGCCUCCGGGUGGCCUGAGUCUGGCUGUUUCCCUGUGCGGGCAAGGCCUGUGUCCCUGGGCUCUGGCCACCCAGGCACCCCCCUGGCCCCCCGCGUUGGCUGCUGUCCGCGUGCAGAGGGGCGCACACCUUGAACCCUGAGGGGCCAGUGGCACCCUGUGUCCCAUUGGGAAGCGUGGAUUUGUGCGUCUGGGGGGGCAGCCGGAGAGAACUAGACCCGCCUCCGGAGAGCUGGAGAUUGGAUUUAUGAGAGCGUGCCUGCGAGGGGCUUGGGAACCCCCCGCCCCCUGCCCCGGGGAGCCUUUCCCGUUGUGGGAGGGCCCCUGCUGUCCUGCCCAGGGACCGACAGCAUAAUUUUGCUUGUGUAAAAAAAAAAAUUAAAAAUUUAAAAAAAAAGAGUGUUCUGAUGGUUGCCAGGCCAGAAAGAACUAUUAUAAGGAGAACGGAAAGAAUGUAAAUGAGCCGGGAACCUUUCAUUUGCUUGGUGGGGGGGCGGGGGGCAGGUGCCCUGGAGCGGGGCGGGGGCGGGAGGCCCGGAGGGGAGUCAGCCGGGAUGUGGGGGUUUCCCUGCCCAGACGCGGCACUGUGUUCAUAUGUAGUUUGAAAAUGCUAUUUAUAUUGUACAGAGAACAAAAAGCGGGCUGGCCCUCUGGGUCGGGGGUGGGGGGGGCCAGACCCAGGGGGUCUUUCUGGGUCUAGGGUGACAUGCAGACAGGCCGCGGCUCAACAGGGAGACGCACAUUUCCCUGCAAAGGUAUAUCCGUGUCUAUGUACAAAAUCGAAAAACAAAAAAACCCAUCCACUCUGAUUUUUCUCCCACCCGAGAUUAAGGAUGCGCUGUAUUUUUGCCUAAUUUCCCCUGCCUCUAGGUUCAUAAUGAAUUAAAGGCUCGUGAGCACUGCGAAUUACA
Lutra lutra (Eurasian river otter) is the source of this 5638-nucleotide messenger RNA. It is a transcript of the gene KDM4B, whose product is annotated as lysine demethylase 4B. NCBI's taxonomy places the organism in Eukaryota, Metazoa, Chordata, Mammalia, Carnivora, Mustelidae. The record is from RefSeq and is a predicted model, not a curated record. Gene Ontology annotation, molecular function: zinc ion binding; histone H3K9 demethylase activity. Bases 268 to 3717 code for a protein of 1149 amino acids. Gene Ontology annotation, cellular component: nucleus. Gene Ontology annotation, biological process: chromatin remodeling. The transcript is spliced from 25 exons.